AUGACUAACCCUUCAAGGGCUUGGGGACUGGUUGAAUACUACCUUAACAAGUACUACUCGUCCAAAUACAAACCUGCCAUUCGAGGACCCUCAACUCGCAACUCGUCGUCUGUGUCUGUCAUUGUUCGCACUCUUGAGCCUCCUCCCAUCUUCAAAGAAUGUCUCAUCGCCUGGAUGCAAAACAAACCGCUCGAAAUCAUCAUCUCAACCACCGCCGAACACUUCGAAGCUGUCACAGCUGUUGUCCGAGAAGCCAUCAAGGAAAUGAAUGGACCUCACCCUCGAAUUACAACAUUGGUCACAGCUGAGGGAGCGAGAAAGCAGUUGCUUACCGGUGCGCUGAAAGCCGAAGGUGAGAUCAUCGCUACUUCGGACAAUCACGUUCUUUGGGGCCCUGAGUAUCUCAAUCAUAUGCUUCCUUGCUUUGAUGAUCGUCGGGUUGGCGCAGCUGGUCCUCAAAUCACCGUCAACAUCCCAAAAGAGCGCCAAAACCCUAACAAGAUCAUCAAAUGGGAAGUCGCAGGUACAAGGCUGAUUGAUCGUGCCUCUUCGAAUGUCAUGAUGCUUGUCGCAGCUCAAUGGGUCUGGAUCCUUCCUGGCACAACAUGCAUGUUUCGCGGCCAUCUUGUCCAGGAUGAUGAGUUCAUUGAUGGAUAUCUAAGUGAUACCUGGAAUGAUGUGCCUCUUGAUGCUGGGGACGAUACUUGGAUUUCGAGGUACAUCUUGAGGAAGGGCUACAUUCUCACUAUACAGAAGUGUGAGGAAACCAAUGCUGCUAGGACCAUCAAGAGAACUGCUGCAUAUGUCCAACAAGGUCUGCGUUGGGAGCGAAGCACCAUCCAAUCUUACCUUCGUACUGUUGACGAAGUCCCUCAAAUGUUCAAACACAACCUCAUCGUCUUCAAGACCUGGGAGCGGAUCCUCAAAACCCCAAUUAUCCUGAUCCACCUCUUCGCUUGGGCUUGCUCAUUCUACUACAACCCCUUUACCGCUCUCGGCUUCCUGUCUUACUACGCCUACUACAAGUACAAGGACGUCAGCAAGUUUCUGGAGAAUUACCCGUACAUGAGGAAGUACUGGUGGGUUGUCAUCAUGCAGGACUUCUCGGGACUGUACUUCAACUUGAAGGCUAUGUUGACGCUCUCGGAUGCGAGUUGGGAGAGAGGUGAGGGUGGACGAAAUGUUCAAUGA
Messenger RNA from Cadophora gregata, 1191 nucleotides. RefSeq lists its product as uncharacterized. NCBI's taxonomy places the organism in Eukaryota, Fungi, Ascomycota, Leotiomycetes, Helotiales, Ploettnerulaceae. The record is from RefSeq and is a predicted model, not a curated record. Bases 1 to 1191 code for a protein of 396 amino acids. The transcript has 5 exons.